AUGUCUACCAAAGAAGUUCUUGUCUUAAGAGGAUCAUUAGAAGGUCACAACGGUUGGGUUACCUCAUUAGCUACCACCCCAGCUCAACCAGAUUUAUUAUUAUCAGCUUCCCGUGAUAAAACUUUAAUCACCUGGCAAUUAACCCGUGAUGAUCAACAAUAUGGUGUCCCAAAGAAAUCAUUAAAAGGUCAUUCACACAUUGUCCAAGAUGCUGUCAUCUCCCCAGAUGGUUUAUUCGCUUUAUCUGCUUCAUGGGAUAAAACUUUAAGAUUAUGGAACUUACAAUCUGGUGAAUGUUCCCAAAGAUUUGUUGGUCACAGUGGUGAUGUUUUAUCAGUCUCAAUUGCUAAAAACUCAAGACAAAUUGUCUCUGCUUCAAGAGAUAAAACCGUUAAAGUCUGGAACACCAUUGGUAAAUGUAUGUCCACUUUAGUUGGUCACUCUGACUGGGUUUCAUCAGUUAGAUUCUCCCCAGAUGAUGCUCCAACUGUUAUCUCAGCUGGUUGGGAUAAAUUAGUUAAAUCAUGGGAUUUAUCAAACUACCAAUUAACUGCUGAUUACAUUGGUCACACCGGUUACGUUUCAACCAUCACUAUCUCCCCAGAUGGAACUUUAGUUGCUUCAGCUGGUAAAGAUGGUCAAAUCAUCUUAUGGGAUUUGAACACCCAAAAAACUUUAUACACCUUAAACGCUGGUGAUGAAGUUCACGCUUUAGCUUUCUCUCCAAACAGAUACUGGUUAACCGCUGCUACUGCUUCAUCCAUCAAAGUUUUCAACUUGGAAGAACGUACCGUUGUUGAUGAAUUAAAACCAGAAUUCGCUACCUCAGGUAAAGCUAGAGAUCCAGAAGCUAUCUCAUUAGCUUGGUCCGCUGAUGGUCAAAACUUAUUCGCUGGUUACACUGAUUCUAUCAUCCGUGUCUGGCAAGUCAUGACCAGUAGUUAG
Molecule: messenger RNA, 945 nt
Organism: Hansenula ciferrii
Lineage: Eukaryota; Fungi; Ascomycota; Saccharomycetes; Phaffomycetales; Wickerhamomycetaceae
Gene: ASC1
Product: 40S ribosomal protein RACK1
Exons: 2
Coding region: 1-945 (314 amino acids)
Biological process (GO): rescue of stalled cytosolic ribosome; positive regulation of protein phosphorylation
Cellular component (GO): nucleus; cytosol
Molecular function (GO): translation regulator activity; protein kinase C binding; ribosome binding
Source: RefSeq, a predicted model, not a curated record